Molecule: messenger RNA, 498 nt
Organism: Aureobasidium namibiae CBS 147.97
Lineage: Eukaryota; Fungi; Ascomycota; Dothideomycetes; Dothideales; Saccotheciaceae
Exons: 1
Coding region: 1-498 (165 amino acids)
Source: RefSeq, a predicted model, not a curated record
AUGGCUAGCUUCUUCGAGGACAUUACACAAAGCUUCAAGGCUCUCGCUCUCGGAGACUCGACUCCCCAGAGCACUGAUGUCCAAACCACCACUACCAAUCCCAACUUCCCGAACUGGUCAACACGCACUUAUGCCUUGCGUGGCCGGGACUUCAACUUCUUCCCAGACACCGACAACCAAAGACGACCAAACUACGUUCCACCUUCUACUAGUGGCCGCGUUCCUCGUUUCUACCCUACCGGUACUUCGGAACAACUUUACACGGUCGGAGAAUACAAACGGCUCGAAACAAUUGGUUCUCUGAAGAAACAGACUACUGUGGGCAGAUGGCAGGCCAUCUGCGAUAACGAUUCGUGCCUGCAAGACUGUGCCGAAGGAUUCUGGGAGAAGGCCUGCCAGGUCAAUGUCGAUACCAAACAUGUCACUUGCUCGACCCAGUUCAUGGAACGUUGCAACAAGUGCGGUCGAAACUUCCAUCAGCGUGUACCUGGAAUUUGA